Molecule: messenger RNA, 4921 nt
Organism: Dendronephthya gigantea
Lineage: Eukaryota; Metazoa; Cnidaria; Anthozoa; Malacalcyonacea; Nephtheidae
Product: RNA polymerase II-associated protein 1-like
Biological process (GO): transcription by RNA polymerase II
Cellular component (GO): nucleus
Source: RefSeq, a predicted model, not a curated record
AUGUAUUCUCGUCCAGGUAGAGGUGAAAACGAAGAGGAUUUGUUGAAAAUACAAAAGGAGUUUUUGUCUCGAGGAAGGAAUCCAGCUGCUGGUGUUGGACACUCGACUGGUAGCAGAUCAGCAGAAUUAUCAGAGCUGAGAGAGGAAGACGACAGUACAUGUGAAAAAAGACCACAUGAACGCGAUGUUGUACAGCUGCAAGGCACAGAAAAUGUUGAAGUGUUUCCAAACAUUCCCAGGAAGAAAUCCAAGUUUAAAGAUAGACAUGCCACGCUGCAAUCCAAACAAAAUGACAGAUCUAGGGAUACUAAUCUUGAUGGGGCAGAUCUCUUAGAAAGUCAUGACAAGCAUGUUACAGUUUUGCUUUCUAAAGUCAUGGAAAGAGAAACUGAAUCCUGUCCUAUUGUGAUGCCAAGUAUCACUCCCAAAGGGUUCCCAACAGUUCUACACAGAGAUACAGUAGAAUUGUCUACCAUGGAGGAACAGAGUGGUUCCAGGAAGAGUUUGUUUGCAAAACAGUUUGCAAAAUCUGAAGAAAAAGACUUUGGUAUAUUACCAAGAAUGCGACCUAUUAUCAGGGGCGAAGAUGGUGAUAUUGAUGAAGAUAUGAUAGAUGAUGAUUCACUCUCCUUUUGUCCAACGCUCAUCACUGGUGAAGGACUUAAUGAUGGCGAUGCAAACCAGUCAGCUGCAGCUAUGGCUGAAAUACACAAAAUACAUGCAGAGAAUGUUGAGAAACUCUCAUCUAUGUCCGAAAAAGAGAUUUUGGAAGAACAAGCUAAACUUCAACAAAUGCUUGAUCCAUCUAUUCUCAAAUUUCUCCAAGAGAGGCGGAAACAACAACAAUCUACAAGCACCACGAAAGAUAACUCCCUUCUCGGGGAAGAUGAUGAGGGUAUAGAUACUAUGAAUCUUGUUGAUGAUGGAACAGCAGGUGAAAGCCAGGAGAAGUCUAAGGUUGAGAAAGAUGUCGAAGGUCUGGUUGGUAUGGCAAAUGAUAUUCUGGGAACCAACAUUUCUGAGAAGUGGCUGCAUAUGGAUCAAGUUGAACCAGAAAAGUUGGAAUGGAUGAAAGAUCUGCCAAAUGUAAAGAAGUCUGGGACAAGUGAACAAGCCAGAUUUGACUUUAACGGAAACGUUUUGAUUGGUGCUGAAGAUAUUCCAGAAUAUGUGGGAUUGCAUCACCAUGGCGAUGAACCAGAAAGAGCUGGGUAUACGUUGGAGGAAUUGUUUUUACUCUCAAGAAGUAACUUUUUGCAACAACGUGUGUUGGCCAUCAAUACUCUAGCGAGAAUCAUCAAGAAGGAUCGUUGUGGAACGUAUCGUGGUCAUUUAGAUCAGGAUUUGCUACCGUUGUUGCUUCAAGCUGGUCUGCCGUUUCUUCUUCGUUGGUCCUUGGAUGAUAGCACGGACUCUCAGAUUGCUGCUUCCGUCAGUUGCUUUAACGCAAUGCUUGUUAGCAAACAAGAUGAGACCGUGGCAGAUCUAUUGUGCUUUGGUUGGUACCGGGGGAAAGAGUUGCCAUGUUUGUGUCCACAGGAGAUGAAGGAUUCUGAAGGAGGCUCGAACAAUCUUCCGGAUGUUGAUGUUGUCAAACACGACUUGAUAAAAGGUUUGUUGCAGAUGCGAUUUCUUCCAAGGCUGCGUUAUAUCCUGGAGGUGUGUCAUCCUGCGUCCCCAGUUGUUCUAGAUAUCCUCGAGAUCCUCACCAGGAUUUCUCGACACUCGACCGAAGCUGCUCACUGCGUCGCAAAAUGCCCUCGACUACUAGAGACAAUACUAGUCCAGUUUGUGCCAAGCUCGUGGAAGGCUAGAGAGAGAUCAGUUGCUACGACUGAUCUCUAUGGCCAUCCUUUGGCUGAAGCUUUGAAAGUAUUCAGAGUUUUAUGUUGUGCUGGAAAACAUCUUGCAGAUACACUGAUUACCAAGUACGGUUUGAUAACCAAAAUUUUACGAUUUAUAACAGUACCAGCUGAACAAAUGAUGUUAGACACAACGGAAGCGCUUCAACUAGCUGCAGAGAGUUUAACUAUUUGGAGUAUUUGUAUAUCAUAUGGUUUGUCCUGUGAGAAUUUGAGCAACGUUUACCCGCAUAUUCUAACUCAAGUCCAAGGAUUGGCCUCGUUACCAGUCUACGAUCAACCUCAAGCGAGCACCUCCUGUGCUUGUGCUCUGGUGGAUCUUGUUGAAGCCGUGACGCAUGUCGCUGGAAACAAGGCCGAACUGCGGGCGCAGUUGACGACUCGGUUCAGUGCAAAAGAUAACCAUCCCGGUUGCAUGGACGCAAGUCAUCUCCCCCCGUCCCCUAUUGAUUGGAGUCAUGUGACUGGAUUGCUACCUCUGAUUGGACACUGCGUUCGACUUUUCAAAGACCAGUUCGUGUCUAUUGAGGAGAGGAUUGCUAAGGAAGAAUCAUUCCUUUUGAUGUCGCGAAUUUUCAAUCUUUUAGCAUCGUUUUAUGAAAAACUUUCGACCCAGGUACAUAAAGCUGCUUUUGCUUUCUCCGUUUUUUCGCCAGUGGAAUGUUUGGAAGAGAUCGAAAGCUUUCUAAUGAACGAAAUUUGUGUCCCCAUUCUAGAGUCUAAAACGUUGUCGAUUUUGCUGGUUAGAAUGAGAGAUUACACUUCGUAUUUCACGAGGGAAACAUCAGCCGCUGAUCCGUCACGUAUUCCCAAUCUUCCUGAUUACGGUCGCUGUGCAGGACAGAGUAGUUGCUCAAACCAACCAGAUAUUCCACGUUGUCUUCACAGAGGAACGCCAUUUCCUUUUUUGCUCUCCUUCGCCAGGCUAGCCAUGGUCAUUACGUCAUGUCAUAAAGGUCUUGCGAAUAAGUUUUUACCGUUCGUAACGUGUGAUACUAUCGUCGAAUAUUUAAAAUUAAACUCGACUCCUGGACAAAAUAAUGGGGAGACUGGGUGUUAUUUUAUUAAGGUCGAACAGCAUUUCCAGUAUUUUCUUAUCAAACUGUUUUACAAUAUCCUUCUUCAAAGUGACAUCAUGGAUGGUGAGCUAACAGCAUUGUAUCACACGACAAGUUUGCUUCUCUUUUCGCGGCUGUUUCCUGGGGAUGAAUUUUAUGCUCACGAUCUUAUGUCUCUUGUCCUAUUCAACGCUGCUCUCUUUCACGAGAGCAAAGAUGAAUGCGCAACAACAAUAGCAUCAAACUUAUCCGAAAUGGGAAUCGAGUCAUCUGCCGCGAUGAAAGAUGUUCCUUCAAACAAGCAGAAGUCAUUCUCGCGCGGAGAGCUUCUUUCAGAAGCGUACAAAGAUUUGCUGUCCAUUCGUUCAACGUUCAUAUCUUCUUUUGCACAAAUGAGACACGCGUUAGCAAAAUCCAGAGCUCACAGCCUUCAUCAGCCUCAGAACAUUACGUCAUUUCUACUGCCGCUUGUUGAUGGUACAAUGCUGCCCGCUGAUUGGAUGUUUCUUCCUUUAGUCGAUCUUCAUAAUACCGCUGUUAAAUCCGAAUUGCUGUCCAAACCACAACAGGAUCGCCUCACAAGCGCAUCAGGUUCUAUCGUGAAACGAACAUUGCAAUGGGUUCUUCUGCUUGAAGAAUGGCGACCGGUAGUCUUACAUAAAGUAACGACCACGGCAAAAGUAGUGCGGCUCAUGUGCACUUUUCUUACAGGUAGUGAUUUAUUUCUGGACAACCUGAUUCAUAAUUACCUCAAAUCAUUGCUCCAUAUUUACACUCAUUCCUCACAGUUGGCCCCUCUCGAUUUCAACUCAGCUAUACCAGGAAUUACUUCGUUCUACGAUCUAUUCAUCUCGUUCGUUACCCAGUAUGAAGCUGUGUCGUUUGGAGACAAACUCUUCUCCUCUUUUCUAAUUUUGCCCUUACAACAACGAUACAACAACAUGUUUAGAAAAGCUGUUUGGAAUGAUCAUACAGGCGUGUUCAGGUCGUUUGGCUUAACUUUUGACGACCUAACAAUUCCUGUUGAGUAUUUUCUAUUCCCGUCUGAAUCCAGUUUUGAAAUCUUAACACUGCAACUACGGGCACUGGCUGGCGCUUUACGCCAAAAUUGGUCUUCAAUCUUUUAUUUAAUCGCUGUGCAUCAUUUAUCAAGUUACAUUUUCACAAAACCAGAGAACUUGAAUUCAUUCAAUCAGAAAUUGAAGCUUAUGAAUCAAGUUUUACUCCUACAAAACCAGGAUGUUAGAAAUGACGUCAUUUUGUAUCACAAACCAUCGUCAGAUCAUCCGAAAGGAUUUCAAGUCUUCUCUGCCCUUCCUCCGACACGUGAGCUGUUGCUGAGAUAUAAAAAUGAACCCGAGGAAGCUUGGGGAGUCUGGAACCAAACUGCGUAAAUUGAUAGACUGGGUUUUUGGUUUAUGAUUAAAUUAGAUAUUGUAAAUAGAAUCACGCGGUUCGUGUAAAUAGUCAUCCGUUGUAAAAGGCCUUGGUUCUUCUCCAAUCCAGCCUUUGCUCCUUGAACAAUGCAGAUUAAUGUUGUAUUUCCUAAAGGCGCUGUUACACUACACCAUUUUUCUUCCAACUUACAAUGCAUUUAUAAUGAUGUUUAUUGGUAUGCUAAGAAAACGUUAGCAGAUCGUAAGACAUGUUCGUAUUUGUCAACUUUAGAUGUCUCAGGAGUAGAACUGCGUUGCAAGUUGCAAGGAAAGUUGCAUAGUGUAACAACACCGCCUUGAUUAACCAUCGCGCACAAGAUUAUAUUGGCAAGAAUUGAUGGUUGUGUUUUCGAGUCUGAUUUCCAUCCAGUGCAAAAUGUCUUGUAUCAGGGUAGUCCAAGGUGUGUUUUAAUAGAACGGCAAUACGCAUGCGUGCGUUAACCACUCGUCAACACCACUUGAGUCAACACAAUGUCAGUCAAUCGAAUUCCAAAUAAACAAUUAGAACUCCUUAAACUAGUUCCAGUCCUUGUUUUAGUCACGCGAGAUAAACGUCAAACCAUGA